AUGAACGUCUUCGAAGGAAUCGAAAAGAGAGUUAUAAUCAAGCUGAGGAAGGAAUGCUUUGAGAAAAAGGAGAAGAAGAAUAAUAUUUCAUCCCUGUUCGACAUCUCCAGAGAAUUAUGGGAGGAGAAGCUCAAGUUUAUCGGAUGCAGCAUCGUGUCAGAAAUUGAAGAAGAUGUACAAGCACCAGCAGAAGAAAGGUGUAGAGUGUACCUGCUGUCAGAAAGCUCCCUCUUUAUUUACACAGAUAUGGUGUUCAUAAAAACAUGCGGUAAAACGAAGGUAUUAUUUUUCAUCCCUUUUCUGGUCGAUUUGUUAAUGCUGAAGUUGACGAAUGAUUAUGCUUUGAAGACUAAUGGAAUGUACGACGAAAGCUUUCUUUCCCAAAAUGACUUAACCGAUGUUGUUCAUUUCAUUAGAGAGAAUUUCGAAUACGCAUUCUUCACUCAUAUGAAUUAUCAGAAUAAGACGAAGGAUGGUUACUACGAGCAGGAGUACCCGCACAAAUCUAUUGAGGAUGAGAAAAUAUUUUUCCAGUUUUUCUUCAAGAAUUUUCAGUUUGCCAACACGCCCCUGCCGCACGGGAGGAAUCACUACAUCUUCUUUGCGCAAGUGAGUGAGGUGGUGAGCGGUGCUGCCAAUGGGAUGACGAGCGAUGCUGCUAAUGGGUUGACCAGCGCUGCUUCCAAUGGAUUGACGAGUGCUCCUGCCAAUGGAUUGACCAGCGCUCCUGCCAAUGGGUUGACGAACGGGGCGGCCCACUCCCCCCCCAGCACUCUCAAAUUCUGCUCCGAAAUGCACCUGUUCGGAAUCAACAAAUACAGCGAGAGGGCCAAGUUUCACGAACUGUACCUGAACGAAGACUCCCUAGGCAUAUUCCAAUCGAGAGAAGAAUCACAGAAGGUCUACGAAGAGAAUGAAAAAACGGACAUAUGCUGUAGCGAAAAUUCAUACGACUACGCAGAGUACUCUUCGAAAAGUACGACGAAUACAGGUAGCAUGUACAAGGAGACUAUGACUCCAUUUCGAACCGCAGAGGAUAUGGGAUACUAUGGACAUCCCCGUAGAGAAGCGUUCUCCAAUUUUCACUUGAAAAUCACCGAUAUGUGUGAUAAGAAUUUGGAUGAAUCCGUUAAUGAGGACACGAUAUCGUACAGGAAUGAGGAAUUCCCCCUGGGGGGCAGCGGACACAAUAGGGGGAACAACAUCGGAAUUGGUUGCGGGAUUACAAACGUCAGCGAUGAUGCCAAGCCACUCCUACUGCAGUCCACCCUGAACGAGAGCAAAUAUGUGCAGAGGCAACCCGCGCACGAAAGCUCAGUCGCGAACAUGCAGUGCGAAUUGCAGCCCCUGGAUGGUAGAAGCCAAAGGAAUGUUAAAGCUGAACAGAAGAGGGAAAUCAGUACUGGCAGCAACGCAUACCUAAACGAAUUUUACCUGCGAAGUGAGUCCAUGGCGAAGGAUAAAGAAGUAGGAGGAAUUGGAAGCGGAAUCGGAAUUGGAAGCGGAAUCGGAAUUGGAAGCGGAAUCGGAAUUGGAAGCGGAAUCGGAACUGGAAGCGGAAUCGGAAGCGGUGUUCGCACCACGUCAUCCCAGUGUAGCACCAACGACAGUAGUGUAAUUCACCUGAGGAACGCCCACCCCAAUUUGAACAAUUUCAGCGCGUUGGAUAACUGCAUUAGGGUUGAAGGAACAGAACUAUCAUCCGUUGUGUCGUCACCGAGAAGUAGCCAGCAAAUGAAACAGAUGGAGAACCCAAAACCACAGGUGUAUGUGAAAAAAAUAGAUACCAAUUUGUACGAAUGCUCAAGUGUACAAAAUAACAAGGAAAAAUUUCUUUACAAUGAGUUCUACUUCACUCCAUGUGGCUAUUCCUGCAACGUCGCACAGAAGAACAACUAUUUUUGUGUUCACUACUCUCCAGAAGAUUUGGUGUCCUACGUCUCGAUAGAACUUGCGAGUGACUUGAGGAGCGAUAGUUUUAUCAGAUUUAUGGCAAACCAGCUGAGUUUUUACGGAGGAAAGAUAUUUUACGUGGUGAAUUAUCAUUACGAUGUUGAGGGAAAUGGCAUUGGAAAUCGUGUAGGAGGAAUAUCCAUGUCCCCCAACUCGGAGGCAACUCUCCUGCAGAGAAAGCUCAGCAACAAUGUAGUACUGAACAACGAGCAAUACUAUGCUAUCCUCUGUAUGAAGGAAGUCACUGUGGGUUUUCUCAAAAUGCAAUAUUUCGUAUACGAAUUGAAAAGUGUAAACGAUGUUAGGGGUAUCAAUCUGUAUCUUCCUAAUGGACUCAACGAAACUGAAAAUAACUUCGUUGUGACUCCUCUACCGAACAAUGUAGUUAGUGACAUGUACAUGUAUAGCUACCUAUUUUGCAAGCAAAACCGAGUGUUGAUGAUAGAUAUGGGUACAGAAUCGGAGAGUAACAGCGGAAAUGUGAACCUGAGCAACCACUACAGGAUCAGUGACACCAGCUCGUGUAGAAACCUGUCCGAAGAUUCACUAAUCUUGAACGUAGGGGGGACAACGGAAUGUGAUGGUGACUUGAAGGAAGUAAGAAGGAUGCCAGUUCUAUCGAGAGAAGUCUUGGAAAGCACCUCAAAUAAUGCAGACGAUGGAAAGGACAUCACUCCAAGCAGCAAAGCAGAAACAACACAAACGAAUGAAGAAGAAUGCCCAGAAAAGAAACAUAAAGAAGAAAUGAUAAACUACUAUCGAAAGAACAAAAUCGAGAUCAACACGUUGAGAAGAAUUUUAAAUGAAGAUAUCGACACAUCUGUUGUAUGUAUAAACCUGCAGAAAAUUUUAGCUCAGUACAUCCGAUUUAAAAAAAAUCUACCAAGUGUAACCCCCUUCUAUUCUGUUAAAAGCAAUAAUGACGAUGUAGUAAUUAAAUUUUUAUAUGGAUUGAAUUGCAAUUUUGACUGUGCAUCUGUUGGAGAAGUAAAAAAAUUGAUAACGUUACUUCCGGAUCUGCCCAGAGAUAGAAUCAUUUAUGCCAACACCAUAAAGAGUAUCAACUCUCUCAUCUAUGCAAAGAAGGAAAACAUAAAUCUGUGUACCUUUGAUAAUAUCGAAGAGUUAAAGAAAAUUCUCAAAUAUCAUCCCAAGUGUUCCCUACUCCUGCGCAUUAAUGUAGAUUUUAAAAAUUACAAAUCGUAUAUGUCUUCUAAGUAUGGAGCUAAUGAACACGAAUGGGAAAAAAUACUCUCCUUUGGAAAGAAGAAUAACUUAAAUAUAAUUGGAGUAUCCUUUCAUGUUGGUAGUAAUACAAAGAAUCUCUUCGAUUACUGUCAAGCCAUUAAAUUGUCAAGGGAUGUUUGGAAUAUUAGCAAUAAAAUGGGAUACAAUUUUGAAAUUUUAAACCUUGGGGGGGGAUACCCAGAAGAAUUAGAGUAUGAUAAUGCCAAAAAAAAUGAAAAAGAAAAAUAUUGCACUUUGAAUAAAUCGGAAUUAAAGAAAGACAUACAAAGCUUUCUUAAUGAAAAAUCCGUGAUGAAAACAAAGUAUAACUUUUACAACUUUGAGAAAAUUGCGCUUGCUAUUAAUAUGUCUAUUGAACACUAUUUUAAAGAUAUAAAAUCCAAGUUGCGAAUAAUUUGUGAACCGGGAAGGUACAUGGUUGCUGCUUCGUCCACCCUGGCUGUUAAGGGCUUGAAAAACGCAGAAAACGCGGAGGAACUGCUGCUGCUCAGCCACACCAACCUAAGCGACAAUCUCAGCUGCAACAGCAAUUCCAAGUUAGGAAAUAUAACAAACAUAAAGAGAAAGGUGGUCAGCAUUAACGACAAUCGAUACAACUACUACUCCUACUACGUCAGCGACAGCAUAUACGGCUGCUUCAGUGGAAUCAUAUUCGACGAGUACAAUAGAUCCCCCGUGUUUGUAAUUCGAAACCAAGGAGAUAACAGUACGACAUGUGAUGAUGUGGUAACUUCUCCCCAAUAUCUGGCUAACAUCUUUGGACAGUCCUGUGAUGGACUAGACAUGAUCACAUCCAUUACGUACCUACCUGAAUGCUACAUUAACGACUGGAUUAUUUAUGAAUAUGCAGGAGCGUAUACUUUUGUUAGCUCGUCCAAUUUUAAUGGAUUUAGAAAAUGCCAGAAGGUGUAUAUUUUCCCCAAGAACUCCUUUUCCUUUCUCAAGUGA
This is a messenger RNA of Plasmodium cynomolgi strain B, 4149 nucleotides long. RefSeq names its product S-adenosylmethionine decarboxylase-ornithine decarboxylase. The record is from RefSeq and is a predicted model, not a curated record. Gene Ontology annotation, biological process: spermidine biosynthetic process. Gene Ontology annotation, cellular component: cytoplasm. The transcript has 2 exons. Bases 1 to 4149 code for a protein of 1382 amino acids. NCBI's taxonomy places the organism in Eukaryota, Apicomplexa, Aconoidasida, Haemosporida, Plasmodiidae. Gene Ontology annotation, molecular function: adenosylmethionine decarboxylase activity; ornithine decarboxylase activity.